CAAUGUGGUGUGUGUCGUUGCAGAGGAGAUGUUUACACUCGUCUUUAUGUUUAAUGAAGAAGCUGAAAGGUAAAACUCCAGCGGAGCAGCGCUGGUUGGCUCGGCAGCUCAGAGACCCGUAUGUCAAAGCAUCUCACGCCCAAAACUUCCGGUGCAGAAGCGCCUUCAAGCUGCUGGAGAUAGAUGACAAGUUCAGGGUGUUAAAGCCUGGAGACAGCGUGGUGGACUGCGGAGCUGCACCUGGAGCCUGGAGCCAGGUGGCCGUCCAGAGGGUCAACUCAGCCGGGACAGAUCCAGAGUUACCACGUGGUACAGUCGUUGGUAUUGAUCUGCUGAACAUACCUCCUCUGGACGGGGCCCACUUCCUGUCCAGUCAUGAUGUCACCGACCCUGCUACACAUGCCCAGCUGCUGACGCUGCUCCCCAGCGGCCAGGCUCACGUCAUCCUGAGCGACAUGGCGCCAAAUGCCAGCGGUUUCCGAGAGAUGGACCACGAGAAACUCAUCAUGAUGUGUUUGUCUUUGAUAGACUUGGCUGAGAAGAUUUUACAGCCGGGGGGCUCUCUGGUUUGCAAAUACUGGGACGGGAUUCUCGUUCAGAAACUCCAGGAGAAGCUCUCGAGUGUGUUCGGUAGCGUGCGGACUUUAAAGCCAAACGCCAGCAGAAAAGAUUCGGCUGAGAGAUAUUUCCUCGCUAGAAUAUACAGAAAGCCAGUGAAAUGAUGGUAGUUGCCUUUUAUUUUUCUAAUGUGUAAACUAAAAUGAAAUAUAUGGUCAAUGAAUAUGUUUUGUCGAGAUUCACAGAAGUGCCCACUGUGUUGUUUGUGAUCAGCCUGAACAUGAAGAAGAGUCUCAUUUAAUAACCUUGAUCAAAAGGUGGCACUGUUGAGGCAUCAGUGAGGCUCACAGCUGCAGGCACAGACACGUCACAUGCUGUUGGUGCUGAUUUUUAUCCCAGCAAACUUAACACCGUAGCAUCAGUGAAUCAGUAAUAUGUAAACCUAUUCAAGAAUCACCAGUGUGAUAUUCCUCAAGAGCCCAAUGCCGCAUUUCUCUGAACUUAUUGUUUGCCCCACAGUGUUUGUUCUACACACUCAGUUUGGUAUUUGCUUUGUUACAGAAAGUCAUUUACCAGUGCUGCUUAUGCUAAUAAUUUGCACUGCCAGCCAUGUAGAAAUAUGUAAUCAUUCUCUCGUUGAGAGUUUAUGAAGGGAAAACCUAAUACAUAAGAGUCACAUACAGCAUGACUAAUGGGAAGUGGGAUGAUACUGAAGCUUGGCACGCUGCAAGUGUUGUUGGGCUCUGCUCUGCUCUCUGACAGUGGAGGGAUGGCCAUUUCCUGGGAAAGUAUUUUCAGGCCAGUAGACAGGUUUUCUUUUGAGAUCCUUCUUUAAAUCACUGUGCUGAACACUUGGGAAAGGAUUGUUUUGUUUCACUGAUUCUGUUCUGUUCUCAGUUAGGAACCAUUGGUAAUGAAAUAAAAGGAUGUUUCUCUCAGAGCUAUAUAUUUAAGAGACACAAGUCAUAUAUUUGAUCUUACAGAAAGCUGUAUAGGGAGUCACAAAAUAGAGCUUGCUGAUAUGUCUGCAGCCUCAUGUACAUAAUUGUUCUUCUUUGACAUGCAGCUCAGUGACUCCAGUCACCAGGGGUGUAGAACCCAAAAUUUGGGCCCUGUGCCUUAACAGUCUGAGUGGGCCCCCUUUUCCUCUUAAUACAUCAGCUCUUAUGUAUCUCUUUCUCUUUUAUCAUCAGCAAAGAUUACAGCCUAAAAGUUGAGAAAGAGACUUUAAAAGAGAGCUUUGAUGAGUUUAAUAGAUAUAGACAUUUUGAUUUCUGACAACAUCUGCUGUAGGUGAUGCUAAUGUGUGUGAGAAUGCAGACAGUAAACCUUAGGAACACACUUCAUUUCAUUCAGAAGUGAGUUGAACAGAGGCUCACCUGGACAUAUUGACCUUGGUUCUUGAUACUGUAGGCACAAGAAAACGUUUUUAAAAAAGCUAUUUUUUUUCUGGCCUCUACACUGUGAAAUGAUAAUAGUCAAAGACAAGAAAAUGCGAUUUCACUGGAGUCAUGAUUUAAUGAGGGUAAUAAUUAGAAAAUUGCAAGAAAAAACAAUUUAAUUUCAGGCUUCUUGAGGGACCGCCGCGUGUUUAGCUCCCAGUUAGUUCUACUAUUCCCCCACACUAUGAUUCCCCUGCUAUUCAUAGAUUAAUAACCUGAUUAGAUUAGACCUGAUUAGAUAAAAUUUAAAUUUUAAUAUUUCAAUUUCAGGGCCGCCAAUGUAGCAAAAAUAUUUCAGAUGCUUGUUUUUUUGUUAUUUAUUUAUUUAUUUUUUAAACCUUUUCCAGCCGCAGACACGUUCCCUUAAAGCGAAAUUAAUUUCUCAUGAAAAUAAACUCCUUCAAAUUACUGAUAAAUUACGAGCGUUAUUAAAAUCAGAUUAUUUCUAAAUUGAUUUUUAAAGUCUUAUCAUUCCACAGAAUGACAAUUAGAAGCCCAAUCAAGCCUAAAUUUGCAUUUAUGGCCGCAAAGGAAGAGAUGGCUCACAUGAAUAAAUUAAUAAGGUUGCUAUUUGGCCUUUCUGUCUCAAGAGUGAUGAGUAAUACAGUAUGAACUGAAACAUUCAUUCCUCUCGGUAAAAUUAACUGCAGAGGAGGGGGACUGACCUCUAAAGAUGAUUGUUUGGAAUGAAUGGGUGCAGCCAUGCCUGUUGAUGAAGCUGAUAGUGAAAUAUGUGAACAGAUGACCAAUUUUACUUCUCAUUACUUGUUGAUUAUUCAGCCCUUUGCUAUUUAGAUUUAAAUUAUUCCAAAAUUACUGUGGGAUUUAUGUAAAUUCCAUUGGAGCCGAGCACUCGGGCUCAGGAUGAGUGAUGAUUCAUUCACAGGUUAAUUCAUUCUUCUUUGGCCAGCUGCAGGUUCAGAUGUAAAUAUUAGUAAAUUAAGAGAGAAAAACAGUGGGAGAGCCACAAAUUUUAUAUUCAGAUCUGAUGCUUAGUCCUAUAAUCGCUUCUAUUAUCACUUGGAUUUCGAAAACAAAUCUGCCUCACAAA
Toxotes jaculatrix (banded archerfish) is the source of this 3051-nucleotide messenger RNA. It is a transcript of the gene mrm2, whose product is annotated as mitochondrial rRNA methyltransferase 2. Gene Ontology annotation, biological process: RNA methylation. Bases 3 to 722 code for a protein of 239 amino acids. Lineage: Eukaryota; Metazoa; Chordata; Actinopteri; Toxotidae. The transcript has 2 exons. The record is from RefSeq and is a predicted model, not a curated record. Gene Ontology annotation, cellular component: mitochondrion. Gene Ontology annotation, molecular function: rRNA (uridine-2'-O-ribose)-methyltransferase activity.